AUGUUGAGAAGGAAAGGAAAGAAGAGAUUUGGAACUGUGAGAGAGAGAGGAAGAAGAAGAAGGUUCCUCGAAAGCCGGAAGGGAGUGAUGAUCGUGUUUGUAGACAACGAUGGGCAAAGAGAGACAGUUGGUGUUGAGGAUGGAAGGGAGAGAGUCUUGUCUGUCACGGGACCCACUCACUCUCUUGUUCUUCGUUUGGCUAUAACAUAUGCUGAAGCUUCAAAUAAUGUAGCAAAAAUGGGAGCUAUUGAGUAUAAAAGUAAAGGUGACCAUCAGUACAAUCAUAUUGAUAUACAGAAAAUUCUUGCUGAUAAUCAACAAUAUAUUGAGAAGAACACAGAAAUGGAGAAAAUAAUAACAAAACUAGAAGAAGAGGUCCUGCAAUUGAAAGAGUUGAAGGAGAAAGAAGUUACUGAUGAAAAAGAGGAUGACAUACUUUUAAGACGAUGA
Molecule: messenger RNA, 450 nt
Organism: Sphenostylis stenocarpa
Lineage: Eukaryota; Viridiplantae; Streptophyta; Magnoliopsida; Fabales; Fabaceae
Source: the annotation of a GenBank genome assembly